Entrophospora candida is the source of this 2754-nucleotide messenger RNA. The record is from the annotation of a GenBank genome assembly. NCBI's taxonomy places the organism in Eukaryota, Fungi, Glomeromycota, Glomeromycetes, Entrophosporales, Entrophosporaceae.
AUGACCAUUCGUAUUUUAAACGAUACUACUAUUCGUAAAUUACGUGCUUCUCUCAUAACUUGUUUAUCUCAAUGUGUUGCUGAAUUAGUCCAAAACAGUCUUGACGCUUCUGCUACCAGCAUAGAGAUUCAUGUUGAUGUAACCAAAUAUUUUAUCCAGAUUAUUGAUAAUGGAACAGGAAUCCCUCCAGACGAUAUGAAUAACAUUGGAAAGCGUUAUGCAACAUCUAAAUGUCACACAUUGGAUGAUUUGAAAAAUGUUACUACUUAUGGUUUUCGUGGAGAAGCUUUGGCAAAUAUUGCUGAACUUUCAAUUUUGGAAAUAAUAAGUAAACAUUCUAAUUGUUUUGACACAUAUUGCACCAUAAUUAAAGGUGGCAAUCGUCUUCAAUAUGGUCCAACUCGUAACAGCAAACGUAAAAUUCCUGGAACGGUCAUCAUAAUCAGAGAUCUAUUUUACUCCUAUCCAGUACGUAGAAAACAUAAAUCUGCUAAUUCAAUGAUCAACGAUUUAGAAAGUGUCAAAAGAACUAUAAACGUCAUGGCAUUAAUACAUCCAAAUGUCACAUUCACACUAGUCGACUCAUCAAAAGAUGCUAAAAUAAACCUUGAACCUGUUUAUAUUAAAGACCAUGAUUUCAAAGUUGAAGGAUUUAUUUCAUUAAAAGGUUUUCACACAAAGCAACAUCAAUAUUUUUAUGUCAACAAUCGUUAUAUGUCUUAUAACAAGAUAUACAAAUUAGUUAAUAUUUUGUUUAAUCAAAGUAGUUUUGCAAAAAAGAAUAAGGACGAACAAUCAUCUUCUUCAUCACGUUUAGAAUCUGAUUUAGAAUUGCUUUAUAAAUCUCGUAAAAGUCAUGUAACUAGAUCUUUAGAAAGAUAUUGUAUCUUUGUUAUUCAUCUCACUUGUCCUACAACGUAUUAUGAUAUAUGUUAUGAUUCUGAUAAAAGUGUCAUAGAAUUUGAGAGCUGGUCAAAAAUAUUUAACGUAAUAUCUAACCUAAUACAACAAUUUUUAAUAAAUCAUGGAUUUUUAAUGAAAGAAAUUCCAACAUCACAAAUUGAAAAUACCUUUUGUUGUUCUGGUGUUAAUAAUCCUAAUGACGAUAUUAAAAUGUCUACUGGCGGCGGCGGUGGUUAUAAACUUGAUUUACCGCCUUCUUUUGAAGAUGUCGCUCACGUAAAAAGUGGUGGAUUAAGACAAUACAAAUUUCAAGAUUCAGAACUUAAAGGAACGACUCCUCCUACUUUUACUGAUGCUGUUGCUACAAAACGAAAUGUCAAUAAUCCAAUUCAAAAUAUUUUUUUUAUUAAGAAAAAAAGUGGAAACACAUACAAAACUAUACCAAUUCGAUCAAUUAAUCGUCCAAAAUCCUCGAGCCAAUGUACGUCACAUAAUUCAAGUCAUCGCCACAGCUCUGAUAACAAAUCAGUUUCAUGGGCUCAAGAAAAAUUUCAGAAAUGGAAAAAUCCCGUAUUCAAAAGCUUGGAACCUCACAUCCCUUCAAUGAAAACUCUAGCACAAUCAUCUUCUUUUUCAUUACUGCCAGAAACUUCCAAAAAUCAUUUCUCGUUUAGUAAUUCUGCAAAAUUAAAUAUUUUAGAACAUCGGUUUAACAAACAUGAUCUCGAGUGCUCGGAAGUUAUUGGGCAAUUGGAUGAUAAAUUUAUUGUUUGUAAAUUGCCAUAUCAACAUGCUGCUGAUGAACGUGUUAGAGUCGAAAUGUUUAUGAAAGAAUUUUGUGAAUUUAAGCAAAUCAACAAUAUUGGCGGUGGCAAUGAUGACGACGAUGACGAAUUAAAAAUUUCUAUGGUUGGAACAGUUAAAUUUACCAGUUCGCCGAUUAAAAUUUUUUUAACUAAUCGAGAAGCAAAAGUUGCAUGGAGAUUUCAAAAAUAUUUUAAUAUCUGGGGAAUUUUUUUUACUGAUAAGCCAACAUUAUCAAAAGAAAAUGAUGAUAAAUUAAAAAAGGCAACAUGCGAAAAUCAAAAUAGUAGAAAAUCAAAUCAAACAUCAUUUUUAUCUACAACGCACCUCCACUCGUUCAUCAAUCCUGAUAAUGAUUGUUGUCCAAUUUUUAUCACUCACCUACCAAAAAUAAUUUUUGAUCGAUGCACUACUAGUAAUUUUACAUCUAAUAAUUCUACAUCUACUAUAAAUGACGGUAAUGGUAAUGAUGGUGUUAGUGAUUCACGUCUAAUUCAAGAACUUGUGCGUCAACAUUUAUACUGGUUAGAAGAGAUAGGUGGUAUAGGAUUGGGAGGAUUCGUCAACAAUUAUAAUGAUGAUAAUUGUCAACUUCAUUAUGAGCAGCAACGACAACUAAAAUGGCAAUUUAUGAUUAGAACAUGUCCAAGAGGUAUUUUAGAUAUAAUAAAUUCAAAAGCUUGUAGAGGUGCUAUAAUGUUUAAUGACAAGUUAUCAUUGGAUCAGUGUAAAGAGUUGAUAGCUAAACUUUCUAAAUGUGAAUUUCCAUUUCAAUGUGCACAUGGAAGACCUUCUAUGAUCCCAAUAUUAAAUUUAGAAGGCAUUCAACAACAAUUUCACGAACAGCAACAACUACUACUGAAUAAACAAAAACAAUCAGUUUCAUCGUAUAAACAAAAUUUAUUUACAAAUGAAAUUUAUAAUCACCAUCAUUUGAAUGUUGAGUCUUCUUCUUUCGCUAUAAAUAAAGUUGUUGAAAAUGGAAAAUUUGGUAGUUGGAAAAAAAGAAAAAUUAAUCUAGAUAGAUACCAUACGUUAUUUAACUAG